AUGGAAUCAGAAGGUGAAACCGGGGCGAAGCCCAUGAAAAGUAUAGGCGGACAGGUUUGUCAGAUCUGUGGUGAUAAUGUUGGCAAGACUUUGGAUGGUGAACCAUUUGUUGCUUGCGAUGUUUGUGCAUUUCCAGUGUGCAGGCCUUGCUAUGAGUACGAGAGGAAGGACGGAAAUCAGUCUUGCCCUCAGUGCAAAACCAGAUACAAGAGGCACAAAGGUAGCCCUGCCAUUCUUGGUGAUAGAGAAGAGGAUGCUGAUGCUGAUGAUGGUGCUAGUGAUUUUAAUUACUCUUCAGAAAAUCAAAACCAGAAACAGAAGAUUGCAGAACGCAUGUUGAGCUGGCAGAUGACUUAUGGACGAGGGGAAGAUGUGGGCCCUCCGAAUUAUGAUAAAGAGGUCUCUCAUAACCAUAUUCCACUGCUCACCAAUGGACAUGAAGUUUCAGGAGAGCUGUCUGCUGCAUCACCUGAGCAUAUUUCUUUGGCAUCUCCUGGAGCUUCUGGUGGGAAGCGCAUCCCUUAUGCAUCUGAUGUCCAUCAAUCAUCUAAUGUGAGGGUUGUGGACCCAGCAAGGGAGUUUGGUUAUCCAGGACUGGGCAAUGUGGCUUGGAAGGAAAGAGUUGAUGGCUGGAAGAUGAAGCAGGACAAGAAUGUUGUUCCAAUGAGUACUGGCCACGCGCCUUCUGAAAGGGGUGCUGGAGAUAUUGAUGCCGCCACAGAUGUGCUUGUGGAUGACUCUUUACUGAAUGAUGAAGCUCGGCAACCUCUCUCGAGGAAGGUUUCCAUUCCUUCUUCUAGGAUUAAUCCAUACCGGAUGGUCAUUGUUUUGCGGCUUAUCAUCCUCUGCGUUUUCUUGCACUACCGAAUAACAAAUCCUGUGCGCAAUGCCUAUGCAUUAUGGUUAAUAUCUGUGAUAUGUGAGAUUUGGUUUGCAAUAUCGUGGAUAUUGGAUCAGUUCCCCAAGUGGCUCCCUGUAAAUCGCGAAACGUAUCUUGACAGGCUUGCUUUGAGGUAUGACCAUGAAGGAGAACCAUCACAACUAGCUGCUGUUGACAUUUUUGUCAGUACUGUUGACCCAUUAAAGGAGCCUCCUCUUGUGACAGCAAACACAGUGCUAUCUAUUCUUGCAAUUGACUACCCAAUUGACAAAGUCUCGUGCUAUGUCUCUGAUGAUGGUGCUGCAAUGUUGACGUUUGAAGCUUUGUCUGAGACUUCAGAGUUUGCCAGGAAAUGGGUACCCUUCUGCAAGAAAUACAGCAUUGAGCCUCGGGCUCCAGAAUUCUACUUUGCACAGAAGAUUGACUACUUGAAAGAUAAAGUGCAACCAUCUUUUGUCAAAGAUCGUAGAGCUAUGAAGAGAGAAUAUGAAGAAUUUAAAAUUCGUAUUAAUGGGCUUGUUGCCAAGGCACAAAAAGUGCCUGAAGAAGGAUGGAUUAUGCAAGAUGGAACCCCAUGGCCUGGAAAUAACAUCAGAGACCAUCCAGGAAUGAUUCAGGUUUUCUUAGGGCAAAGUGGAGGGCUUGAUACUGAUGGUAACGAGCUGCCGCGGUUAGUUUAUGUGUCUCGUGAAAAGCGACCAGGCUUCCAGCACCACAAGAAAGCGGGUGCCAUGAAUGCACUUGUUCGCGUAUCAGCUGUGCUAACUAAUGGGCCUUUCUUGUUGAAUCUUGAUUGUGAUCACUACAUAAACAAUAGCAAGGCUUUGAGAGAAGCUAUGUGUUUCAUGAUGGAUCCUAACCUUGGGAAAAAUGUCUGUUAUGUUCAAUUUCCACAAAGAUUUGAUGGCAUUGACAGGAAUGAUCGAUAUGCCAAUCGCAAUACCGUAUUCUUUGAUAUAAACUUGAGGGGUUUGGAUGGUAUUCAAGGACCUGUCUAUGUGGGCACUGGAUGUGUCUUUAAUAGGACGGCAUUGUAUGGUUAUGAACCUCCACUCAAACCCAAGCAUAAGAAACCAGGGUUGCUGUCUUCACUCUGUGGUGGGUCUCGAAAGAAGAGUUCUAAAUCAAGUAAAAAGGGCUCUGACAAGAAGAAAUCUGGAAAGCAUGUAGAUCCCACUGUACCCAUUUUCAGCUUAGAAGAUAUAGAAGAGGGUGUUGAAGGAGCUGGAUUUGAUGAUGAGAAGUCACUUCUCAUGUCACAAAUGAGCCUGGAGAAGAGGUUUGGCCAGUCAGCUGUUUUUGUUGCUUCCACACUUAUGGAGAAUGGCGGUGUUCCUCAGUCUGCAACACCAGAAACUCUUCUUAAAGAGGCUAUUCAUGUCAUCAGCUGUGGGUAUGAGGACAAAACAGAUUGGGGAACUGAGAUUGGAUGGAUCUAUGGUUCUGUUACAGAAGAUAUUCUUACCGGAUUCAAGAUGCAUGCCCGUGGUUGGCGGUCAAUUUACUGCAUGCCCAAGCGCCCAGCCUUUAAAGGGUCUGCUCCUAUUAAUCUUUCUGAUCGUCUGAACCAAGUGCUUCGAUGGGCUCUGGGUUCUGUUGAAAUUCUUCUCAGUCGGCAUUGUCCAAUUUGGUAUGGCUAUAAUGGUAGGCUGAAAUGGCUCGAGAGGUUUGCAUAUGUAAACACUACCAUUUAUCCAAUCACCGCCAUUCCUCUUCUCCUUUACUGCACACUUCCAGCUGUCUGUCUACUUACAGACAAGUUCAUUAUUCCACAGAUCAGUAACAUCGCAAGUAUAUGGUUUAUUUCUCUCUUUCUUUCCAUCUUUGCAACCGGUAUCUUGGAGAUGAGGUGGAGUGGUGUUGGGAUUGAUGAGUGGUGGAGGAAUGAACAGUUUUGGGUUAUUGGUGGUGUUUCAGCCCAUCUUUUUGCUGUUUUCCAAGGCUUGCUCAAGGUGCUUGCUGGCAUUGACACCAACUUUACUGUCACGUCCAAGUCAUCAGAUGAGGACGGGGAUUUCGCUGAACUGUACAUGUUUAAAUGGACAACGCUCCUUAUCCCGCCAACAACUCUCCUUAUCCUUAACUUGGUAGGUGUUGUUGCUGGGAUAUCCCAUGCCAUCAACAGUGGUUAUCAGUCAUGGGGUCCUCUCUUUGGCAAGCUUUUCUUCGCCUUCUGGGUGAUCAUCCAUCUCUAUCCUUUCCUCAAAGGUUUGAUGGGUCGCCAGAACCGGACACCCACCAUUGUUGUCGUGUGGUCUGUUCUUCUUGCUUCCAUCUUUUCUUUGUUGUGGGUAAGAGUUGAUCCUUUCACCACUAGAGUUACUGGUCCAGAUGUUGAGCAGUGUGGCAUCAACUAUUAUAGUGUUUUUGCAAUGGCUAUCACUGAAGAACCAAUUCUCUCUAGGUUGGACCGUCUAGACAAUAUGGGUUAUGUUUUUCAAUCUCCUUGUGGGUAUCUAAUUGAUGCGAUGAGGGAGCUAGAGGAAAUUAGAGGCUGCAACAGAUCUCCAAGAAGCUCAUGUCCAUCCACGCAAUCAAGUGGGACCCUUACAAGCGAAGGCAAAGUUUCAUUCGUUGAUUUCUCCCCAAAGAGCCUAGAGAAGCACUGCCGUCCGAUUGGCAAUGUGAUGAUGGAGGCUGAACUCAAAGGCACAGUCAUUGAGAGACUUGACCAUGUAGAGGAGCGUGUAAUGAAGCUUUGUUUGCAGCUAGAAGAUGAAUUAGAGGCUAAGAAGCACGUUGAAGGGAAGACAGAGAGAAAGAGGGAGCACAAGAAGGGGCUGAAAGGGCUUGUUAAAAAAAUAGUCAAAAGGAAAUAA
Messenger RNA from Dovyalis caffra, 3699 nucleotides. NCBI's taxonomy places the organism in Eukaryota, Viridiplantae, Streptophyta, Magnoliopsida, Malpighiales, Salicaceae. The record is from the annotation of a GenBank genome assembly.